Messenger RNA from Miscanthus lutarioriparius, 2343 nucleotides. Lineage: Eukaryota; Viridiplantae; Streptophyta; Magnoliopsida; Poales; Poaceae. The record is from the annotation of a GenBank genome assembly.
AUGGAGGCGGUCCAGACGGUACCGAGUGAGAGAACGAACCCGCUGCCCAACAGGUCACCCAGUCCAUCCGGCGUCGCUCGGCUCCAACCUGACGCCGGCAACGGCGCGGGCUUCUACGACGGUUCCGCCUAUUCUUUCCUCGACACCACCAAGGCCUGCACCACCCGGUUCAGCAGCGGGUCAGUGACGUCCGAGGACUCGCCGGCGCUGACGCCCAGGCUGCUGUCCUUCAAGUCCAGCUCCAGCCCCGACAACUGCUCCUCCUCCGCCGAAUGGCCCGACCGUGCGGCGGCGUCGCGCUCCAACCGGUACCUCUUCGACGCGAACGCGCAGGCCCGGUGCGCCGAGUACCUGGACCUGACGAGGGUGGAGGUGGAUGCGCAGCUGGGCAAGCUCAAGGGGGGUGUCACCGGCCUGGAGAGCUAUGCCUUGCCGGACAACGGCCGUGUGAUCGGAGGUGCGCACCUGGGCAUGUCGCUUGAUGUCAUGCUGAUUGAGAUUGACGAGAGGUUCAAUGCCCUGAAGCUGCUCAUGGGUUCCGUGUUCCGGCAGGCGAAGGAGAUGCUUGAUUCGGUCAACUCGUCGGUGUCUGAUCUGCAGUCGGAGAAUGAGCUGCAGCUGGAAGUCUUCGGUGCCGUCAUCGGAGAGUGCGUCAGUGGCCUGCAGGAGGAGCUAGAGAGGAAGCUGUACGAGCAGAUUAACAUCACAAACACCAUGAGCAGGAAUUGGAAAGAGGCCAUGACUCAAUUUGCCGCCAUGCGCGAAGACCUUGGCGCCCUUUGUAAGCUACUACUGCCUUUAGUACCAGAAGCUCAUAUUUCUAACGGCAAGAAUGAAAGUCCAGGCAACAGGAGUAACAGAUGGAAGUACAAUUUCUUUGGAAAGAAAUCCAAAGAGGAUCGUUCUCCACGCGCCGAGGACAGCAAGAGUUUCAGGAAGCAAAAAUCAUUUGGUGCAAAGGAUGUGAUCUCAGAGAAGUCUGACUUUCGCCAUCUCAAUGGUAUGACUAGAGAGCAAGUGAUAAGCUAUUUUAAGUCUGAGAUCAGCAAACUGAAAAGGAUGCACGAAUCAGCAUUGCAAGAGAAGACAGAAGAACUGUUCAGGUUGAAACGGGAGAAGGGGUCACAUUCUCUCAAGAAUGACAUCGAAUUUGAACCUUUGAGAAAGAAAAUUCCAGAGAUUGUAUUGAGAAUGGACCAAAUCAUUUCCAAGAAUAUAAAGGUACCUGCAAUCUGCAUGACCCAUGAUGAACUUGACGAAAGAUGCAGACUGAUGAGCAGAAUCGAUGCUUUGUUUUAUGAAAACCAUCAUCUUCGAGGGUUGCUUGCAGAUAGGACGAAGGACGUUAAGGCAUUAUCAUCUCAGCUAUCUGAAGCCAGUACAGAACUGUCUCUUCAGUUGUCGUCCGAAGAAGAGCUCCUGAGACAAAUCGACAAAGUUAGAGAAGACUGUGAGGACCUCCGAAUUGAAUGUGAUGUUAGAGAGGGAAUGUACCAAACUGUUACAAAACAAUUGCUUGAUGACUACAAGGACAAUAUGGAUGGUGCUGCACUAAAUAAAAAAAGGGCCGCGACUCGAACAUGUGACCUUCCGGUCACAGGCGGCUACCGCUUACACCAGGACAAUAUGGAUGGUGCUGCACUAAAUCUUAGUGCAAAAUUGUCUUCACUUGAAUCUGCAGUCUCUGAAAAGGAUAAGGCAUUAUGUCUAUAUAACGAAGAAAAUCACAGGUUAAAGGUGAAGUUAGCAGAGUUAGAAAAGGAGCGCUUGAUCCAUGAUCACCAGGAAGUUCCAGAAGUCAUAAAACAAGAGAGUACAGAAAUUGUUCUACGUGACAUUGAGGUCGAGCCUCGCACAUCGCCGAGAAGAUCAAAUGGGAAUGAUUUGCAGUAUGAUGAGCUUGUGAAACUAAACUCAAGCUUAGAGCAAACAUCAGGUGUCCUCAAGGAAAUGGACAAUACAAAUAUGGAUUGUAGUAGUAGCCUCACUAGGAAUGAGCAAGAAAAGCAGCUGGAGUGCAUUUUAGUAUCUAUCAUGAAAUUAUCAAAAGAAUUUGUAGAGAUUGAGAAAAAAUUGUCAGCAGAAAGAACUGAGAACAGGUCAGAGGAUUUGAGUGAUCACUGCAGCCACAUGGUCAGACAAGCCGUGGUACUAACAAAAAUAGGGCUCUGGUACAAACGAAUGAUUGAAGCGAGGCGUUCUGAGCUCCAAAAGGCUGAAGCCAAGGUUAUGAUAUUGGGCGACAGGAUCACUGCACAGUUAAGCCUUCUUCAAAAGAUAUAUUUAACUCUUGAUCAUUACUCUCCUACCUUGCAACAUCAUCCUGGUUUGCAGACCAGGUGA